Funneliformis geosporum is the source of this 1206-nucleotide messenger RNA. The record is from the annotation of a GenBank genome assembly. Lineage: Eukaryota; Fungi; Glomeromycota; Glomeromycetes; Glomerales; Glomeraceae.
AUGACAUCAAAAUUCCAUGCUAGACUUUCAAAAGAUCUUUUAUUGUUGCUAAAUAACGCAAAUGAUCAUAAUGUAGUUAUCCAAGUUGGAAAAGAUCAAAAUGUAAAAGAAUUUAGUGCACAUUCAUAUAUUCUGAGUGCUCGUUCACCUUAUUUUAAAAGUGCGUUUUCAACUGAAUGGGUUACAAAAAAUAAUAACGUUAUCGAGUUUAAAAAACCGAACAUUAAUCCGAACGUUUUCGAAAUGAUACUUAAUUACAUUUAUGCAGGAGAAGUAGAUUUAAGUAGACAUUCUGGUGCAGAUGUCCUUGGUCUUUUAGUUGCUUCAGAUGAAUUACUUUUCGAGGAAUUAUUUAACCAUGUACAGGAUUAUUUAAUUGAAAAACUAUCAACCUGGGUCCAACAAAAUUUCUUUCUCGUCCUUCAUAGAGUAUUUAACCUCACUAAUUGUGAAAAGCUUCAAAAUUACUGUUUUGAAUCCAUUUGCUCAGAUCCUUUACCAUUUAUUUCUGCAGAAUUUUUUGAUAAAGUUCAUCCGUAUAAGAGCAUUUUUCCUAAAAAUAUUUAUGAAGAAAUGAUGGAGUCAUAUAUGAAAAAUAAUUUACCAAAAACUACAAUUUUACCACCACGAAUUGGAAAGUUUCAAAUUGAAUCGAAAAUUGUCAAACCAAAGCUUGCUUCUGUCAUUAUUAACUGGAUUAAUAAAAAAGACGCAAAUGCUAUUCGUAGAAAAGAAGAUCCAUUAUACACGUUUAACCUAAUUUAUCGUGGUAGCCAAGAUGGGAUCAAUAAUAAUUCAUUUAGAAAAAAAUAUGAUUUACAAAUUCCAACCUUAGUUUUAGUCAAGUGUCAAGGUUCGCAAAAAAUAUUUGGUGGUUAUUCUCCAAUCGAAUUUUAUAACGAUGAUUAUGGUGAUCGUUUUGCUCGUUCAACUGAUUGUUUUAUUUUUUCUUUUGAAAAUAAUGAAGAUACGGGAAAUACGAAAUUAAGUCGUGUAAAGUCGCAUUAUUUUAAUAAUGCGAUAUACGAAUACAACGCUUAUAAUAAUACUUAUGGAUUUAAUUUUGGUGGUGGAGAUUUAUAUACAAAAAAUAAUUAUUUAUAUGUUGGUAAAAGCGGAUUUUAUGAACAUAAGUUAAUUGAAAAUAAUAAUCCUUUCACAAUCGAGGAAAUUGAGGCCUUUAGUAUAACAAAAAUCGAAAAAUAA